Messenger RNA from Drosophila rhopaloa, 727 nucleotides. It is a transcript of the gene osi, whose product is annotated as electron transfer flavoprotein regulatory factor 1. Gene Ontology annotation, biological process: respiratory electron transport chain. The transcript has 2 exons. Bases 141 to 398 code for a protein of 85 amino acids. The record is from RefSeq and is a predicted model, not a curated record. NCBI's taxonomy places the organism in Eukaryota, Metazoa, Arthropoda, Insecta, Diptera, Drosophilidae. Gene Ontology annotation, cellular component: mitochondrion.
CCAUAAAGUCCACCUUUAGUUUCAAACAGCCGUGUGAUUCACUUCGCUUGGAAUAAUCUCUUCGAAAGCUGAAAAAAACCGCUGCAAAUUAGUUGAUACCUUGCAUUUAACAAACAAACCAAUCUCGUUGACCACUGGUGAUGUCACAGCUGCGCUCGAAAGUCAUUACCCUCUACAAGCACUUGCAGUAUUUGGGCCGCGAAUAUCCCGGCCUGAAUGGGCCGGAGAAGUUCAGGAAGCAGAUACACGAUGCCUUCAUGAACCACAAGGAUGAGCAGGAUCCCAAGAAGAUCGUGGCCCUGCUGGCCCAAGGACGCUAUCUGGCCAAGGAAGUGGAGGCCCUGUACUCCUUGAAGAAAUACAGGAGUGUAAAGCAGCGCUACAGCUACAAUGACUAAGCGGGCGGAACGAAAAGGAGGAGUGGCUGCGAUGCGGAAAUCGUUGCGAAAAUUCAAGGACUGAUGACCGGGGAGUGCGAAAGAGGGGAUCGUGAGAAUAUGAUACGUAUUGCCUUGCUUGUCGCACACAAAAAUACAACGUACAUUUAUACAUAUUGUUCGGCCAAAGCAAACUCAACCCAAGAAACACACGCAAAAAUCACACAAUAAUAAUUUCGAAUGUCUUGUCAAUGUCUAACUUAAAGUUUGUUAUUGAGACAGCAAAAAAAAAAAAAACGAAAAACGGACGUAUAUAAUAAACGAAGCAGUCAUUGAAUAAACCAAUCUAA